AUGAUGUACAAGGCUUUAGAUAGAGAGAAAAUCAAGACUUUCUUUGAUGAUCAUACACUCAAGAGAGGAGAAAACAUAUCAGCAGCACUUUUUCGUGCAAUAGAAGUUUCAAAGAUUUCUGUGGUUAUAUGCUCUGAAAACUACGCUUUGUCAAGUUGGUGCUUGGAUGAACUUGUUAAGAUCCUUGAAUGUCAAAAAUCAAAGCAGCAGAUUGUUAUCCCAGUUUUUUACAAAGUGGAUCCUGCACAUGUACGACAUCAAACUGGUAGUUUUGGUCAAGCCCUUGCCAGGGUGAAAUACAACAAGGACAAGGUCCCCAGAUGGAAGGCAGCUCUUACACAAGUAGCAAAUUUGUCUGGAUGGACUUAUGUGGACGGGUAUGAAUCUGAUUUUAUCGAGAAGAUUGUUAAAGAGAUAUUGGAUGUGGUCGGCCUCAACGACCAAAAGACGAAGCAAUAA
Messenger RNA from Rosa chinensis, 459 nucleotides. Its product is annotated as disease resistance protein RUN1-like. Gene Ontology annotation, biological process: signal transduction. The transcript has 2 exons. The coding region runs from base 1 to 459 and encodes 152 amino acids. Lineage: Eukaryota; Viridiplantae; Streptophyta; Magnoliopsida; Rosales; Rosaceae. The record is from RefSeq and is a predicted model, not a curated record.